UCACUCUCAGCCAUGGUCAAAGUCGAAAUUGUAGAGGAGAACAGUCCGUAUGGAUCAGAAGCGGGCUCACGGGCAUCAUCAACGACCUCCCUCUCCUCUGUAGAGUCCGACAUUGACAACGACGAGUCUUUCAUUGACCGUAUUGCUGCCCUUGUCGACAUUGUCCCGCUAACAACACGUCAUGCCAUAUCGGAGCGUGUUUCCAAGUCUGCAUCCCUCAUAAAACGUGGUGGAAAAUUCGCGGGCAACCUUGUUUGGAUAUUGACCACGUCCGCCCUUCUCGUUGCUCUCCCAUUGGCCUUGGUGCUGGAAGACGAAGCCAAGAUUGUUGCACAGGAAAGAGAGCUUUUAGAGCAACAACAAGGUCAACAGCAGAUGUUGGGCCCUUCAAUGUACCCGCCAAAUCCUAACCAGCCCAAAGCUGUUGUACCGCCAGGGUUCUGA
Molecule: messenger RNA, 444 nt
Organism: Mycena indigotica
Lineage: Eukaryota; Fungi; Basidiomycota; Agaricomycetes; Agaricales; Mycenaceae
Product: Mitochondrial import receptor subunit TOM22
Exons: 2
Coding region: 13-444 (143 amino acids)
Biological process (GO): intracellular protein transport
Cellular component (GO): mitochondrial outer membrane
Source: RefSeq, a predicted model, not a curated record